Conger conger (European conger) is the source of this 6812-nucleotide messenger RNA. Its product is annotated as regulator of microtubule dynamics protein 3-like. Gene Ontology annotation, molecular function: microtubule binding. Gene Ontology annotation, cellular component: cytoplasm; spindle microtubule; mitotic spindle pole. The transcript has 12 exons. The record is from RefSeq and is a predicted model, not a curated record. NCBI's taxonomy places the organism in Eukaryota, Metazoa, Chordata, Actinopteri, Anguilliformes, Congridae. Bases 498 to 1988 code for a protein of 496 amino acids.
CUUAAACAACGCUAGGGAAAACGCUGAAGUCCUUCACAGACGAAAACGAAAGCAACAUGAUUGCAUGAGAUGAGUAAUCACGAUGGUUGUAACUUGCAAUUUAUCCUUCAGUUGAUAUUAAUCUACACCAGCAAUUUUUCGAAAACAAUAUUCGCUCGCGAUUUCAUCAGCAGGCACAAGGAUCUAAAUCUUGAGAGCAUCCGUAAACUGUUUCUCAUUCACAGGGAAAAAAACUGAUGGAUGUUCAUGAGAUGCGUGAGAACGUUACAUCGAAAAGGUCUAGUAAUAAAGAACGUCUGGAAUAAAUGAGAUUGAGCAACUGUAGAUGAUUAUUUAGCAAAAAUACUUCAUAGAGUGUUAACUGUUAUGACCGGGAUAUAUGAAUACAGUUGAUGUGGUUAUCUGCUAUCGCAUGACGUUUUGUGAUCUGGAUAGCUAACAUUCAAGAUUUUAUAAGAAGAUACAUCGCCAAGUGAUAGUUUAUAACCUUUCUCGACAUGAGCAGGUUAACGUUAGGGAGAAAUGCCUGGAUUGGAAUGGGCUUGGGGACCACAGCAGGUGCGGCCUUGGUAGUAUUUUUAAUAUAUAAGCAGACGAAAAGGAGACGAGCCCAGACCUUGUUUCAAAACCAGUCGUCUGAACACGUGUUAAAUAGCAUGGAUGGACCGAGUACAGAUAUAGUUGGAACACAAGUGCAUGAUGUACAAGUCUGUGAUAGCAUUCCAAACCUGACGGUGCCGUCCAGCGGUGUAAUGGUGGUGGAAGUGGACCCAGGCCUUUUGCCGGAGCAGCAGGUGGAGCUGAGGAACAGACUGGAUGAGGUGCUCCAGUGUGUAGCCAACCUGCGGGAAGAGGUGGCUGACCUGCGGGGUGGCCUGCAGGGCAUUGCUGGUCAGAUUGUCCAAGAUGUCAAGACUGGCAUAGAAGAGAGCCAGAAGGCAGCACGCCGACGAAGGCAUUUUCUGCCACGGGAACGCACAGACUCUGUUAGCUCCAGCUCCAUUUACUUCACAGCCAGCGGAGCCAGUCUGUAUGAUGGGGAGAGCGAGGGGGGGUACACCACAGCCAAUCCGGAGUCUGACUAUAACGGCGACACGGACAGGGACACAGACAGAGAGACGGACAAAGAGCCGGAGCGUGACACUGAGGAUGAGGACGAUGAGAGCUGUGCCACAGUGCAGACCUUGAAGCAGGACGAGCAGUCCCUGGGGGACGAUGACGAAGAUGAGGAGGAGGAGGAAGAGGAGGAGCCCUCUCUGCAGCUGGACAUGGAGGUCCUGACCGAAGAGCUGGCUCUUCUUCUGUCCCAGAGUGAUGCCCUGCAUGCUGGUGGCAGCCAGCAGAAAGAAGAGGGGUUUCAGAUGCUAAGCAGCAAUAAGCCCCUGUAUGGGGAGAAUAAGGAGUUUCAAUGGAGGCUGGCGCGUGCAUAUAAUGACAUGUAUGAAGUCACUGAGGACACAGAACAGAGGAAGCUGUAUGCUGAACAAGGGCGUGAUGAGGCCGAAGCGGCCCUGCAGAUGGACGACCUGAGCGCCGAAUGCCACAAGUGGUUUGCUGUUCUCACUGGUCUGACUUCUCACUACGAGGGCAUACAUGGUAAACUGAAAAGCAGCCACAUCUUCAAGGAGCAUAUAGAUAAAGCUAUCUCCCUGAAGGCCGAUGACCCCCUGUGCUUCUACCUGCUGGGUCGAUGGUGCUAUCAGGUCUCCUCCAUGGGCUGGCUGGAGAAGAAGGCUGCCACUGCCCUGUAUGAGUCUCCGCCCACUGCCACACUGCUCGACGCCUUGGAGAACUUCCUCAAGGCUGAAGAACUUAGCCCCGGCUUCUCGAGGGCAGCCAGGCUUUACAUUGCCAAGUGCCACAAGGACCUGGGGAACAUUUCGGAGGCCAGGACCUGGGCUGAGCUUGCCUUCAAGAUGCCGAAGAUCACCAAUGAAGAUGGAGAAGCCAGCAGUCUGGAAGAAGAGUUAGAACCCCUGAGGAACUGAGGAGCCCCACGAUUCAGGUGGGAAACAAUAGAGACCCUCCUCCGGGGGGGUUGCCUGGGAGGCCAGCAGAUGUGGAUCUCUAGCACGGAGGAGCCCCAAAAAUAUCUGAGCGUUUGCACUGAGACCUUUCUUUACUAAGUCGGGAGCAUUGCUGCACCAAAUGCUGUUUGACAUUCUCAUGCACUGUUAAACCCAGCACUGUACACCAACUUCCUUUCUCAUGUCAGACCAGCAGAACGCACUGACCCUCCUUUAUAUGUUAAUCCUACCAACAUCACACAACACCUCUCAAUCUAAAGCCUUGCACCACUAAUUAGACGUUAUGUCAUGUGAAACCGAGCACCACACGCCAACCAAGCAGUACAUAUCAACCAGUGACCGCUGUCUUUCAUCUGUCAUUCCUGAUAUGUCAGUGUGUGGGGAGGAUUCAUCAGCUGAGAUUGCAGUUCAUGCCGACCACAAAAGCAAACCUCACACUUGCAGUUAACCAUGUGGUUGUGGUUAGUUUCGUCUCUCAUUUCUGGAGAAUGGUUAUGCUGCUUGUCACGUGAGGGUAAUUUAAACGAAAAUCCACAGAAAUUUGCUUCUCAAAUGCAAUGACAAUGUGGUCAUGUAGUUUGGGGCAUUGCCGUAGAUAUAAAAUUUUGAAUGGGUUGUUGGAAGUCAUAAGACAUUUUUUUCAUAUUUUGGAUGGUGAGGUAUUCUGUAAUUGCAGAGGGAACUUAAAUCAGCCCACAAAAUGACACAUGCACUAAAUAUGUACAUUUUAUGGGUUUCAAAUGUGAGUAAUUUCAUUAUUUAUAUUUAUUUCCAAAAAUUCCAAAGUGCAUAUAUACAACUGUGAUGGCAUCUUGGUGAAAGAUUGAGUGACACACAAUCUGUCAACAUUUUAUAUGUAGGAACUGACCAAAGUUUAUUUUAGUUUUAUGCACAAUGUCAGCCCCAUAUUUUGAUAAAUAACUGAAUUAAUUGAAAGGGGCUUUGCUCUUGUUGUACCCUUCUCAUAAUAUCCACUGGAACAAUAUUAAUAGUGUUGCACAAUUCUCAAGGGUAUGACAUAAUUCCUGAGGGUUUUUAGAAAGAAGGGGAAAUAUUUUUCGGCAAACCAGAAUAACCAACAGCACAUCAUAGACCAAUUCUGGGUUACAUUAGUUGAAACAAAAAUAAAAAUAAUGACACUGUCCAUGUAGAUUAAGCACACAGUUGUUCUUUGUACAUGGAGACAUGCCCUGAUGACAGGGAAGAUGCGUUAAGUGGAAGUGUCAUACUUCAUAAACUGACAGUCUCCACGUGGUCCAAAAACAACAGCUAGUUCAACACGAGCACACCACACUACCAUGUGAGGGUUAGCACUGCUUCACGCACAUUGUUUCUGCUUCCUCUAGAGGAAUUAAAGUGUCUUUUCUUUCUGUCUGGCUCCUUUCAGCCAUUAUUUUUUAUGAAGUAAUUUUUCUCUUUUUGAAUGUUGAUUAUUUUUUCAUGGCAUAUUUUAUAUAUUAGGAUCGUGCUGUAAUUCGGCAAGAUUUAUGAGAAGUAUGAGAUGUUUUUUCGCUGUAUGCUCAACUAUGUGAUCACCUGUAUCCCACUGAACUUUAGUGUAGAAACCGCUUUUUAUGUUUCUUGUAUUGUUCUGUGUUUACUGAUUAGCGGUACUUUGUGUAACGUUACUCAACACUUUCAGAAUUUAAAUCCCCUUGGUUUAACUGGAAAAGCAAUUGUCUUUUUUCCACUGUUAGUAUUGUGCUAGCCGACAUUUUUUGGAAGACUUUUAAUAGCAAAUAGACAUUUUGGUAGUGUUUGUAUGGUACACACUAUAUUGCUGCUGUGUUAUGUAAGAGCAAGAACUUUUGUUUGUGGUUUAUGUCAUAAUUGCGGUGCAAUGUACAUGGCAUGAUGGCCUAAAAGUUGAUGGGUGUUAUCAUUUCUUUAUGUUUCAUUUUUGUCUAUGGUAUGUCUUAAAUCUAUUUAUUUUGAGUUAAUAUAUAUAGAUUUGCAUUCACAUUUUGAUAAAUAAUGUACUCUAUUUCCUUAAAAUAUAUAAUAUAUAGUGAUAUUCUUUAAAUACAAAAUUCAUGCAGGUAUAUAUCAGGUAUAUACUAGGAAUACAAAUUCACUUCAGGUGUAGUGCAGCCUAAUCCAUUGCUCUAUAGUGGGAUUAUUGCAUAAUGUAUUAACGUGAUAGUUGGAUGAGUAGCAGAGGGAAAUGUGUCCUGCUUGUUAGAUUGAGUGUUCCUGUUGCUAUGGUUAUGUACUCUUGGGCCUCUGUCUCACAUGGGCCUAGGUUUCCUAGUGCUCUUCAGAAUGUUAAAGUCAGAGCUGUGCUGACUCAUCAGGGGUGAAGUGCACCGAGCUGACUCCAUUUACACUAGUGUAACUGCUCAUGACAUCAUCGGUAAUACCAACAUAAGCCUGAUGUGGUAAGUAAAACCUCCUCAGUGCACCAAUGCAAACCGCAAGUUUGUUGAGUAAGGACUUGGCUGUGACUGAGUCAUUGACAGGUUCUUCAUUUUCAGUGUAUUCUGCUUGAUUUGUGAAAACUGUGUAAUUUACCAGUCAAUUAAAUUUCACUGACACCUUCAGUAAUAAUAUUUAUUUUCCCAAGCUCUAUAAAAACAGAAUCUUGAUAGAUCUUGGUUGGCACAGGCAUUCAGGAGUUUGUGGUCUAGAGCUCUUUGCAAAGAGCAUGGGGUUCCCUGGUGUCCUGGCUAAAUUCCCAACCCUGGCUCUUUCAAUCUGCCACCUGAUCAUUCCCUGAUUCAAUUGGCAAAAACAUUGAUCUCUCCCUCUCCACCUCAGCUGGUGUAUGGUGAGGGCUCUGGCUUAAAUGGCAGCUGUGCAUCACACAGGUGGGUGGUUGAGGCGAGUUUUCCCUGAUCACUGUAAGUGCUUUGAGUAUUCAGAAAAGCACUUACAAUAAAUGUAAUGAUCUGUCUACUGUUUCUAUCCAUCUAAAGCAGGGGUGUCAAACUCCAGUCCUGGAGGGCUGGUAUUCAUGGUUUCCUUUCAAUCAGCAGCCAAUUAAGGCCUUGAGAACAAGGUGUGUGGACUCUUUAGCCAAUGAAAGACUUUGAAAUUCAUCUCGUGCUGACACACACCAAAAACCAGCAAGCACUGCGGCCCUCCAGGACUGUAGUUUAACACCCCUCAUCUAAAACAAGAAAUGCAUUCAAACUCCAAAGCAGCGUGCACAGUAGUUUUGUUUCCAGAGGCUGCAUAUAUGAACAUAAUUGCUGGUACCUUUUCUCUUCUCAAGCAGUGCAAGAUCUUCACUGUCAAAGAUCCAUAUAGUGAAGGUGGUUCACUGUGCCAUAAUUUCCUGGAGCACAAUAGACUCAGGUUGCAUAAGGUAAUAUACAGAACACAUGUACAACCUCUGGAGGCAUAGUGUCACCUUGCAAGCUGCUUUGGAAUUUACUCAAAGUCCCCCCAUCUGUUUCUUUCACCCAUGAACUCCGCCAGCUAAUUUCACUAAUUACUUGUACCUCCUGGCUGAGGAAUUGUGCUACUCGGCAAAACCAGGUGACUGGUGACUUUUACUCUUUCAACCUGGAUUUUUCAUCUCUGAUGGUAAGUAGGAGCUCAACCAUCUGUUGAGCCUAGCCCAUGGUCUGACAAUGGCAGUGGACAUUGUAGAUGCAGAGGAAAAGUGUUCCAAUGAUUAGAAAUAUCCAUGGCAACAGUAACUGACACAUUCAUUGUGUCAUGUUAUAGCACACGUGUUUAUUGAUGUGGGAUACGGCAAUAUAACUGCUGCUGAACCUGACUUGAUGGAAUGAAAUUAGGAACAGUUGUGUUCUAUGGCAAAUUUUGUCAUUUGGAAUGUACUCGUAAAAACCUAGCCCUGUUUAAAUAUGGAAAUACAUGUUUAAAGUAUAGAAAAUGAAGAAUGAAAGAUUAGGAUGAAGGUAAUACUAAAAAUGUUGUGUAAUAAUAAAAAAUAUAUAUUUACAUUAACAAUAACCAAUAUGUAAAUGAAACAAUUGCAUACAGGUGCAUAGUUUCAAACCUCAGAUUACUUGUACUGAAACCUCUCUGUGACAAUGGAUUGUUUACAUGUCCAAUUCCAUUCUCUGAUGUCUCACAUAUGUUCCAUGACCUUAGUUAUUCUUUGGUUCAGGUAUCAGGAUUUCUGUAUGCAAAAUCUGCAUUCCAUGCGUGUUUUUACAUGCAUUAUAGGGAUCAAGAGAAUGUGAAUGUUUUGUGCAUAUGAAUUUAGAUUUUAGAUUGAUUUUAUUUUAUUUUAGAUUGAAUAUCUUUUUUUAACUAUAACUAUAACCUUCUCCCUAAACCCUGAAGCAAUAGACUUUUGAAGUGUGCCUGCUGCCUGGUUUUAUGUGAAUAUUUGUGGUCAAAAAAUUCUGUAGUAAUAGUAAGAAUUGUAGUUGGCGAGUAGAACAACUUGUGCGGUCUUCGGAUAUCUCAUUAUGAUUGACUGUGAUAGGGUGCUGUCAAGUCCCCAUUUCUUCAAAUACAGUAUGCCUCCUUAAUUAGAAAUAUUUGAUGGUAUGAAAUGUUCUGAAACUAUAUAAUGUUUCCUUGUCAUUCGAAAAUUCACACAGAAAAGAGUUUACUGCUUGUGUAGAAUUGGUUCACAAGAAAAUUCACAUUCACUUUAAAAACCCUUUGUUGCUAUCAGGUUGUAACUUUAGCAAAUGCUGAAAAAUUAAGGUUGCUAGAUACAACAGAAGUUGUAAGUCUGUGUUGGUAUAUUUACUCUUAUUCCCCUGGUUGAAUUCAAGUACCUCCUGUGUUUAGAGUGUGGUUGAAGUGAAAAUCUACUGUAAUAACCCCAAAAUAAAUAUGGAUAAACCUCUCCACAUGAAA